Molecule: messenger RNA, 228 nt
Organism: Rhodotorula toruloides NP11
Lineage: Eukaryota; Fungi; Basidiomycota; Microbotryomycetes; Sporidiobolales; Sporidiobolaceae
Product: cytochrome c oxidase subunit VIIc
Exons: 4
Coding region: 1-228 (75 amino acids)
Biological process (GO): mitochondrial electron transport, cytochrome c to oxygen
Source: RefSeq, a predicted model, not a curated record
AUGUUCGCCCGCCAGUCGCUCUCUGUCGCCCGUCAGGCUGCCGCACGCCGCACCGUCGCCCUCCCCAAGGCGCGCGCGUUCCACGUCGACAACGUCAUCAACAACACCACUCCCUUUGACCAGACCAACGGCACCAAGCUCGCGCUCUACAUGAUCGGCUUCUUCGGCGGCGGAUUCGCGAUCCCCUUCGUCGCCGCCGCUUUCCAGAUCCACAAGGCCUCGGCAUAA